This is a messenger RNA of Rhincodon typus (whale shark), 676 nucleotides long. RefSeq names its product E3 ubiquitin ligase RNF157-like. NCBI's taxonomy places the organism in Eukaryota, Metazoa, Chordata, Chondrichthyes, Orectolobiformes, Rhincodontidae. Bases 98 to 676 code for a protein of 192 amino acids. Gene Ontology annotation, cellular component: cytoplasm. Gene Ontology annotation, biological process: protein ubiquitination. The record is from RefSeq and is a predicted model, not a curated record. Gene Ontology annotation, molecular function: ubiquitin protein ligase activity. The transcript has 6 exons.
GGCCGGUGUCGGGAACGCGCUUUGCGGAUUCCGGCCUGAAAACCGAGGGAUCCCGAUCCCAGCGGAUCCCGGGCGGGCGCAGCAGGAUCGAGUGGGAAUGGGAGCUUUAAACAGCCGUCAGGAAGCGGGGCUCGAGGAUCUGGAGAUCCCCCCGGGAUCGGUUUAUAGAUACCCCCCAAAAACCGGAAAUUACUUUGCCAGUCACUUCAUCAUGGGAGGAGAGAGGUUCGACUCGACUCAUCCUGAAGGCUACCUGUUUGGAGAGAACAGUGACCUCAAUUUUCUGGGACUCCGCCCAGUACCUUUUCCCUAUGCUGCUCCGCCCCCUCAGGAUCCAGUGAAGACAUUGCGGAGCCUGAUAAACAUCCGGAAAGACACGCUUCGACUGGUCAAGUGCAGUGAGGGGGCGAAGAGUCCAGGCCAGGAACUCCCCAAACCCAAGGUCUACUACAACGUGGAGUUUACUUUUGAUGCUGACGCUCGGGUGGCAAUCACACUCUAUUACCAAGCAACGGAGCAGUUUCAGAAUGGCUGUGCCAGUUACACAGUGAAAGAUAACUCUCUCCAAUCGGAAACAGUACACUACAAACGUGGGGUGUGCCAGCAGUUCUGUCUGCCGUCUCACACCAUCGACCCAACAGACUGGAUGGAGGACGAGCAACAGAAUAGGGAAUGA